Molecule: messenger RNA, 1062 nt
Organism: Parastagonospora nodorum SN15
Lineage: Eukaryota; Fungi; Ascomycota; Dothideomycetes; Pleosporales; Phaeosphaeriaceae
Exons: 4
Coding region: 1-1062 (353 amino acids)
Biological process (GO): lipid metabolic process
Molecular function (GO): phosphoric diester hydrolase activity
Source: RefSeq, a predicted model, not a curated record
AUGGAAUAUGACGAAGCGCUUGAUGCGCAGACACCCAUUAUUGAAAACAUGGUUGUGGGUGUGCCGCCUGUGUUUGAGGGUCUGACGAGGCAGUUGGACAAGAUAGUGGAGCAACCGCUUCUUGGUCCCCGGAGCGACUUUCCUAAAGCUUCAUUUGCGUAUGCGAAGAAAGAUGUCUCCGGGAAGAGGAGACCGCAGGCUAUUGCCCACCGAGGGUACAAGGCGAAGUUUCCUGAGAACACGAUGGGGGCGUUCAAGGGCGCUGUAGGUGUGGGUGCAGAUGCGCUCGAGACGGAUAUACACCUCUCGAAAGACGGUGUCGUUGUUUUGUCGCAUGAUAAAGAUUUGAAACGUUGCUUUGGGCGAGAUGAGAAGCUCAUCGACUGCGACUACGAGUUUCUGAGCAAGCUGAGAACGCUGAAAGAACCUCAUGAGCCCAUGCCCCGCCUCGCCGACCUUCUCGAGUAUCUUGCACAACCCGGAUUGGAAGACAUCUGGGUACUGUUGGAUAUCAAGCUCGACAACAACGCAGAGGACGUAAUGCGACUGAUCGGUGACACAAUCCGCAGUGUUGCUCCUUCUCCCUCACGACCUUGGAACACCAAGAUCGUCCUUGGAAUAUGGGCCGCCAAAUACCUUCCGCUAUGCUCACGAUAUCUUCCCGGCUUUUCCGUGUCACACAUUGGCUUCUCGACGCUGGUCGCAUCUUACUUCUUCACAGUGCCAAAUGUGUCUUUCAACAUGGCGCAAGUGGUUCUGAUGACGCCAUGGGGCAAGGCUUUCAUCCGCAAAGCUCAGUGCGAUGGACGGCCGGUAUACGCGUGGACGGUGAACGAGGAGUCGAGGAUGCGAUGGGACACUCGGCAGGGCCUAGAUGGCGUCAUAACGGACGACCCGAAGCUCUACCUCGAGGUUCGGAAAGGUUGGCACGAGGGCACGAAGGAUGGCUUGCGCGUGAAGGACGGGCUGGAUGUAUUGAGGAUCAACUUCUUCGCUCUCAUAUAUACCGUCAUGUUCUGGAUAUAUUACGGCGUGGGUGAGGGCAGGUCGAAGCGGCGGUAG